AUGCUUUGCAUUCUUUCCAAAUCCAUCAAAAUCUGGCUGCUACUCGGCCUGCUCCACGGCACCGUGGGCAAGAAACACUGGGACUACGAGCCCGUGUCCUUUGUUACCUACAGCACGGAUGACAACCAGAUGAAGAUCGAGUCCAAAAUCGAUCGUCUGAAGCGCGGAGAGUUCGGCCUUUCGUGCACCUUGGAGUGGAAAUACGAUAUAGAUGAGACCACAAUGGUCGAGAGCAGUGCUUACCAAAGCACUUCUGGUGCGGAGAAGGACUAUAAGGAGCUGCCCUGGUCUGUACCCAAGCAAACCUUCUAUGAGUAUCUCGACAAGUACUACAUGGACGUGACCAUCUCGAACCUUGGCCACUGCUCGAAUCUGCCGCAGUUCGAGGGCAAGUUCCAGCCGCCGUGGCCGAAGGACACCUACCACAUCGACAAGUGCGUCUUCGAUGGCGAGGGGCUUCCGGAAGUUCUUGCACCCGGUUUCUACAAGGUUGUCUUCAUAGUCACCGGGACAAAUCAGCCUGAAUGGGGUUUGACUGUAGUCCUUAAGAUAACAAAUAAAAUGUUCUAGAAA
Molecule: messenger RNA, 573 nt
Organism: Drosophila persimilis
Lineage: Eukaryota; Metazoa; Arthropoda; Insecta; Diptera; Drosophilidae
Exons: 3
Coding region: 1-570 (189 amino acids)
Source: RefSeq, a predicted model, not a curated record